AUGGGUGGAGCACCCUGUAAAGCGAAGGAAAAUCAAAAGCCGGUUACAAUUGUCAUACUUGGCUUGGACAAUGCUGCCUCCGAUGAUUCUGUAGUACCAACUGUUGGCUUUGCAAAAACAGAAAUAACACAUAAAAAUGUAAAAGUAAAUUUUUUUGAUCUGGGUGGUGCCAAAGGUUUUCGUAAUGCAUGGAGACAUUACUUUGCUGAUGCACAUGCAUUUGUCUAUGUUAUCGAUGCAAGCGAAUCUAAACGCUUGGAAGAAAACCAGCUGCAAUUAGAAAAACUCUUACAAGACGACAAAGUUAAAGGAAAACCAAUGUUAAUAUUAGCGAAUAAACAAGAUAAAAAGAAUGCAUUGAGCAAAGAUCAAAUUAUUGAGAAUCUGGAUUUACAAGAAUUAUUAAAUGGGCAAAAAAAUCGUUAUAGAGUGGAAGUAUGUACUGCAAAGGUAUCCCAAUCUACUCGAGGUAAAAAGAGGGACGAAAGCUUAGCAAAUGGUUUUGAAUGGUUGUUAAAAACCAUUGAUGAGCAUUAUGAUGAAAUAAACAAACGAGUAGAAAGUGAUAGGAAAAAAAGAGAUGCCAGCGAAGAAAGAAAUAAACAAGCAGAAGAUCGUGUACGAAAAACGCGUAAAGAUCGUGAUAAAGAAAAUGAUGAUGAACUCGAUGAAACCGAUGAAUAUGAUAGAAAGCGACAGCCCUUUGUGCCAAUUUCUGAAGCAGUCAAAAAUGCGGAAAAUACGUCUAGAAAAAGAUUACCUCCAUUAUCGAAGUCGAACGAUUCUGUAAAUCAUAUGCGUUCGACAUCACAUACACGAUUCGACGAACGAUUAAACACUGAAGAAGACGGUUCUUCUCGGCAUCAUUCUAUGAAUACGCUAACUAAGCGUUGGCCUAAUUCUAAUUUGGAAACAGACACAUAUCGAAAAAACGGAGGUGAAAAUGAAAGUAGCGAUCAUGUUAGUGGAAAUGAAUCGUCCUUAAAAUCGUCAAAAAAAAAGAAGUUUACUGGAAAAAAAUUGCAGCCUUCAACAGAAAAUCUUUCUUCAUCACGCUCACCAGCUGAAACAAGGCCAUUUCGUUCGGCUCUUCAAGAAUUUGAUGGAGCCGGUACUAUUCCAAAAACGGCUAUACACGCUGGCGAUACACCACGUCCGACCUUCAGUUCAUGGUCCACUAAAAAUGCUGAUAUCAGUAAGAAAUUACCACCAAUAAUGAGUGACAAUGAAGACAAUGAUCUACUUCAUUCAAGGCCAUACGCAAAUACACGCACUAAUAACACUAAUGAUUUUCGAAAUUCAUCAUCAUAUUCACCGGUGAAUAAAAAUACUUUUGACGAUAAUUAUUCACGUUUUAACAAUAAAAGUCCAUUAGCUUAUGAUACCAAAAAACCAUCAGCAUCAUCCAUAACAUCACCAUUAGGCACAAAAACAAACUGGAGAACAGAAUCGUCAACAAAACGACCGAAUACAGCAUCAAAUAAUCGGCUUAAUCAAGAUAGUGAUAAUGACGAAAAUAAACAAGAAACUUACACUAAAUCAAAAAUAUCAUCAUACUCUACUUUUGAACCUAAUAAAAAACGAUUCGGUACGGUUGAUGACGAUGACGAAUUUGGUAUACAGAAGAAAACUACUUAUAGUUCAAACACUUCGAUUAAAAAACCUGCAGUGAAGUCCUCGCUUGAUAUGUCAGAUGAUGAUAUUAUCGAUCGCAACAAAUACGGUACCUCAGUAAAAUCAUAUAAAAAAGGGAGUGAUGAUGAAGAGCUUGGUAUACAGAAGAAAACUCCUUAUAGUUCAAACACUUCUGUUAAAAAGCCUCCAGUGAAGUCCUCGCAUGAUAUGUCAGAUGAUGAUAUUAUCGAUCGAAGCAAAUACGGUAGCUCAGUAAAAUCAUAUAAAAAAGGGAGUGACGAUGAAGAGCUUGGUAUACAGAAGAAAACUCCUUAUAGUUCAAAUACUUGUAAUAAAAAACCUCCAGUGAAGUCCUCGCAUGAUAUGUCAGAUGAUGAUAUUAUGGAUCGAAACAAAUACGGUAGCUCAGUAAAAUCAUAUAAAAAAGGGAGUGACGAUGAAGAGCUUGGUACACAGAAGAAAAGUACUUAUAGUUCAAAUACUUCUAUUAAAAAGCCUCCAGUGAAGUCCUCGCUUGAUAUGUCAGAUGAUGAUAUUAUGGAUCGAAACAAAUACGGUAGCUCAGUAAAAUCAUAUAAAAAAGGGAGUGACGAUGAAGAGCUUGGUAUACAGAAGAAAACUCCUUAUAGUUCAAAUACUUCGAUUAAAAAACCUCCAGUGAAGUCCUCGCAUGAUAUGUCAGAUGAUGAUAUUAUCGAUCGAAGCAAAUACGGUACCUCAGUAAAAUCAUAUAAAAAAGGGAGUGACGAUGAAGAGCUUGGUAUACAGAAGAAAACUCCUUAUAGUUCAAAUACUUCGAUUAAAAAGCCUCCAGUGAAGUCCUCGCAUGAUAUGUCAAAUGAUGAUUUUACCAAUAAAUACCUCGGUUCCGCAAAAUCACAUAAAAAAGCGAGUGACGAUGAUGAUGACAUUCAGAGCAAGAGUUAUCCAACAAAUACGCAUAAUGACAAUAAGAAGUACACAAGUCCCAUAAGUAACUACAAUCAGAGUUACAAUAGCAGUAAUAGUAAUAAAAAUAAUAAUUCUCAAUCACGUUUGUUGCCGUUGUCUUCCCCAUCAACAAAUUCUGCUCUUCGAAAGAGUCAUUCGUCCGAUGAUGAAGGCGAUUCACGGUUUCGAACAAAACAAAAUAAAUCAGACAGUGAUAACGACGACAAAUUUGGAAGUGCUGCUCGUUAUGGUAAUACGUCUUCACAACCUCGCUCUGUUGGUGGAAGUGAUCGUAACAAUACAUCUUCAAGAUCACGCUACGAUGAUACACCUUCACGCUAUCCGCGCAAUUCUGAUUCAUUUCAUUCACAUUCGAGACCAAAUGCUGAUACUGAAAAUGAUUUACGGUAA
Didymodactylos carnosus is the source of this 2976-nucleotide messenger RNA. NCBI's taxonomy places the organism in Eukaryota, Metazoa, Rotifera, Eurotatoria, Philodinida, Philodinidae. The record is from the annotation of a GenBank genome assembly.